Cuscuta campestris is the source of this 2139-nucleotide messenger RNA. The record is from the annotation of a GenBank genome assembly. Lineage: Eukaryota; Viridiplantae; Streptophyta; Magnoliopsida; Solanales; Convolvulaceae.
AAAAUCUGUAUGGAAAACACUCGUCUUAGGUGGGAUUUUCAUUUCAAGGGCCACCCUCUCUCUCUCACAUCAUCGUCUUCUCUGGGUCACUGGUUCUCGAUUGGCUUCCUCAAUUUUCUUUGAUAACUCAUCAAGAUUUAUCGCAGUUAUUAGCCAUGGAUUCUGAUUCUUGGGCCGCUCGUCUAUCUUCUACUUCCAGGCGCUAUCAAUCCGCUUCCCAGUCUCGAUCUGGGAUGAGAUGGGAGGGUAUCGAUUCGGAAAUGUUGAUAGGAUUCGAGGAAACAGACAUGGUCGAGGAUGAUGUCAGAGAGGAGUUUCCAUGCCCCUUUUGUUCUGAGUACUAUGAUGUCGUUGGAUUGUGCUGCCAUGUUGAUGACGAACACCCUGUUGAAGCCCAGAAUGGGGUGUGUCCGGUUUGCGCAACAAGGGUGGGGGUUGACAUGGUCGCACACGUCGUAUUGCAGCAUGGGAAUGUUUUCAAGAUAUCCUUUUUCCAGCAUGCAAUAAGAAAUUAUUCUCUUUUUGCUAUAUACUCCCUUCGUCUCGAAAUAAACUUUGGUGUUUGACUUUAUGAAAUAUAAAAAAAGUGUUUAGAAAAAUAAAUAGUGAGCGGUUGGAAUUCAUUUAGAGAAAAUAGAUUGUGUCGUGAACAACAUAUUUCAUUCUUUAAUAGGACAAAAGAGAAAUGGGAAGUUUUUUGGGACAACCAAAAAGAAGAAACUGUCAAGUUUAUUUUGGGAUGGUAGACACACACAUACACAUGCAUACAUAUAUUCCAUGGUCUAUUUUGGCUCAUUCAGAAAUGAGGGAGUGGUAUUUAGGAAAAUGCUAAAUUUUCAAUAAUGACUAGAUUUUGUGGAGAUUUUGUGGUUGAGUAAGGCAUUGGCUUGGUGUUCUAGUAUAUACUACCCCCCCUCCCCCCUCCCCCGGCUGGAUUCUAGCUGUCCAUUUUCUUAUUUUUGUUUGUCCGGAGUUAGUUUUUCACUUUUAGUAAUCAAUAUAAAAAAUAUGUUGAAUUGUCUAAAAUAUUCUUGAGAUAAGAGUAUGAGCAUUGUUGACUUGAAUUAAUGAAAAACUCAUUUUAAUGAUUUAUUUUUCUCUCUAAUCUCAUUUCAUUGAUUUAUUUUCUCUUUAUCUCAUUUCUUGAAAAUGAGAUCUUUUAGAAAGUGGGCCACUAAAUCCAGACAGAAGGAGUAGUUUUUUAGAAUCCUCCCUCUAUUGUAUGCUAACAUGUAUAGUUUGAACCUAAGUUUCUCAUCUUUCCUGAUCUUUAUAUAACAUACGGCUAUACGCUCUAUGUCCCAUGAUUUUUUUGUUUUAUACACUUUCCUUUUUAGUCCUUCCCAAAUUUAUGUUCACUCUCCCUACUAGAACUUUUCACAUUUCAAUUAUUGUUGUGAGCUCCUUGACCAGAGUUCUACAUGCAGCACAAGAGGAGAUCACGUAAAAGCAGUUCACAUUCGACGCUUUCAUUGUUGAGGAAGAAAUUGCGAGAAGGAAAUUUCCAGUCUCUCAUAGGAGGAGGGUCAUCUUCCUUUAUAGCAGCUCCUUCAAGUAGUGCUGCGCCAGACCCAUUGGCUUCAUUUAUUUUGCCAAUGUCGGAUGAUUUUGGGAAUGCCCAGUUACACUCUUCUCAUGAAGCCAACUCUGCUACGAAAAGCACAUCAGAAAAUGUUCCUGAAAGAAAACAACCUCCAUUAUCAGUGGAGGACAAAGAGGAGAGGACAAAGAGGAGCGAGUUUGUUCGAGGGCUGGUGUUGUCCACCAUUCUUCUCGAGAACUUAUGAAGGUACAUACCUCCACCCCCGCACUUGAAGGACUAUUUAUUCCCCAGCCGAAUGAACACCGCAGGACUUUGACCGGGUUCGCAACCCUCUUGUAUUUCUCUCGGACUAUGAUGAAAAUCCAACCACGGAAUAAGAUCUCUUAUGUGUUUUCUUCUGUCUUGUAGGGGAUGUUUAUUAGUCCUUAGGUUGCCAACUUGUGUAUGUGUAUUUGUAUUUGUUUCCAAUAUAAGUUAAUGCAUUGACAAUAUCGCCCCCCUCCUUAGACCCCCCCCACCCAACUUGAGAGACGUUUGUCAUUCGGUUGUUAUUGUUGUUGCAUUGACACUAUAAUAAAUAGACAUUUUAACACCUU